CGAUGAUGUUCCCGACAACAUAGUCAAAACCCUCCCUCGUUAAAGAUUUCGUUUUUUCCUCUCUUCCUCUCCAUGCCCAGAAAAGAAAGAAAGAGAUCCGGGUCGGGUGAGAGCUCCGAUUAUGCAGUGGCGGCAGGAUCCGGCGGGCAUUGAGGGUUUUGACACGUCAUCGUCAUCUCCCGCCGCAUCCUCCACAGCUCAAAGCUGCAGGAUCAAGCGGGCCAUUGUGGUGGGGAAUGGCAGAUCUCAAACUCCCGUGCCCACCUGGAGAACGACGCCGUUUCUCCCAGCCGCCUCCGGAACAACCCGACCCGUCUCCGCCCGGAAGUUGGCCGCCGCUCUCUGGGAGAUGAAUGAAGUGCCGUCGCCUAUGGUGAUGACGACGACCAAAGACGAAAUGUCUUCCUAUUUCAGCGACCCAUCUCAGACCCCUGUCUCUCUGGUUGUGCACCUUGACAGUUAUGGUUAAUGUUGUUGGCCAAGAACAUUCUUUGACUCCGCCUUUCUUUGAAUUCGAAUAGAGAAGGGAUCGAUCUGGAGCGAGAAGUUUUUACCAGGAUUUGACGAGGCCAGCUGCUGAUCACAAUGUGGGAUUGGAUUCUCUGAGUCUUGUUGAGAGUUUUAAAUCGGAUGGUGUGAGAACCCGGCUGAAAGACAUUAGUACUGCUUUGACAACAUCCAAGGACCUUCUGAAAAUAAUCGACCGGAUUUGGGCCCACGAGGACGCGGGCCCGCCAUCUUCAAGCGUGUCUAUCAUCUCUGCAUUACGCGCUGAACUCGAACGGGCACGAAUGCAGGUCCAUCGUGUGAUUCAAGAACAGCGCUCGGAUAACCAAAACCGGGUCAGCUAUCUAAUGCAGCGUUUGGCUGAAGAGAAAGCGAAUGCAAUGCAGAAACUUGAAAGUGAACUUGAGGUAGAAAGAAAACUAAGGCGGAGAUCAGAGAGCUUGAACAAGAAGCUCUGCAAGGAACUGUCUGAAACAGAAGCUGCAUUCUUCAAGGCAGUCCAAACACUGGAAAGUGAGAAGAGAACGAGGGAGAUCAUCGAACAAACGUACAGUGAAUUAGUUACCGAAAGUGGCGGCUAUGGAGAUGAAGCUCCAACAAGGGUAAAAUUAAAAGACCAUCUCUGUA
This is a messenger RNA of Cuscuta campestris, 1134 nucleotides long. The record is from the annotation of a GenBank genome assembly. Lineage: Eukaryota; Viridiplantae; Streptophyta; Magnoliopsida; Solanales; Convolvulaceae.